This is a messenger RNA of Monomorium pharaonis (pharaoh ant), 3508 nucleotides long. RefSeq lists its product as uncharacterized. Bases 1 to 2637 code for a protein of 878 amino acids. NCBI's taxonomy places the organism in Eukaryota, Metazoa, Arthropoda, Insecta, Hymenoptera, Formicidae. The transcript has 5 exons. The record is from RefSeq and is a predicted model, not a curated record.
AUGACGGAAGAACCGGCGACUCAGAGCGAGAAUGAAACGGUGGCGAGCGAACUUGUGGAGGAGCCGGACACGGCCAUCGACACUGAUGUAACGGAGGACGCGACGACCGAGAGCGGUCAAAUAUCUCCCAGGUACAGGAGCACCGAUCACGAAAGCGAGACGAACGAAGAUACCGAGAAGAGACCUUGGACGGAGGACGAAGAGAAGGAUCGCGAAACGAAAUCAUACGCGGACUCGACGUUGGAUUUGGAAGUGAGCGCCGAGCAGAAGACGGCAACAUCCGACGUCGCGAAAUUACUGGAAGUCGUCGAGAAGAGACCUUCGCUUCGCGAGUAUUUUCCAUUCGGUGGCUUCCAGGUUGGGCAUCGAGCCAGGACGACCGUUGAACCAGGUCGACGCAGGAGGAUCUCAAUCUGGAGAAGCCUGAGAACUAGACAACCGGUUAGAAAUGGAGCUCUUAAGAAGACUAUAUUAUUUACAAAUUUGCGAUACUUUGGGCAGACGAGGACGAGGCUUCCGAAGAGCGAAAGAAGAAAUAACGUGUUUCGCGACCAGCUGGACGACGACGAGGAUGAGUUUCUGCGCCAGCAGAAGAGCGACUUUGCUAAUCGCAAGGAGUUAUGUUACGUACGCGUGCCGCCGCCGCGUCCGAAGUUGAAGUUGGAGAAGUCAGUAGAUCAUCGCGCCGCUGGCAAUCGUCCCGGUUUGGUAAACGGCGACUACGUCAUCGUGGAACUGAGGUCUCCACUGGAGAUCAAACGUAUCUACGCCAUUGUGGUGCUUCGCGGGAUGAGAGGUAUGCAUCUGUUGGAAAUGACGUCGCGAGAGCGCAGGAACACUUGGAAGUUCUGCUUCUACCAAGCGAUCGUGGCACUGCUGGCAAAAACUCAGCUUAGAUACAAGUACAUGUGGAGCGCUAAUAUCGAUUACAUCUACGAUCACGCCUGGAUGCUCUUUACUCACAUGGGCACGAUCAACGUGCAGCAGAGGCAGCGCCUGGACGACGUCGUCGUCUACAAUUACAGGUACAGCGUCGAGAUAGAGCUCGCCGACGCGAUGCCCGAUGUCGCGGUGGACUUCGCCGACACCAUGUUUACGGAGGACAACAUGACGGCGACGACGAAAACGUUAAGCAGGAAGGAUCCCUUGCAGGUCAGGGUAGAAAGACUCGGUUGUGAAAAGCAAACGGAUGCUGGUUACAUACCUGUGCAUAAGGACACGUCGAAGCUCGAGGAGUGGCUCGGCAAGGUGAUCGAGCGGCACAACGACUGCAUCCUCCGCACGAUCCGAUUCUCGCUGGCUUUCUGGCGGGACGGUCUCUUCUGGUACCUGUACAACCCGUAUCGGUGCGACGAGUACGGCUUCUGGAACGACGACGGUCACGCUUGCAUCGUCAAGUUUUGCACCGCGGACUCGUUACGGCGGCACCUGAUGAUCCUCAUGCUGAGAGGUCACGCGUACGAUCGGCUGCGCGACCGCAAUGACGAGCGAUAUGACAACCCGGACGAUUUUAUCAUCCAUCUCGAGGUUCAGAUUUACAACGUGACGUUUCACUGCUGUCAACUGGACAAUUUGAAGUUACUGCGGCGCAGCGAGCCCAGCAAGCAGCCGCGACGUACCAUCGACGCGCGUCCGUCCGAUUCGCUCGAAAUCGAGGAGGACGAGGAAGGCGAAAUCGCGAAGCUGGACGAGGACGAGGACGAGGCUGAUUCGAGAGAACCGAGAGAAAAAGCUGUGUGGCUGAAACGUUGUCGGGAGACGACCUGGGGCAAGUACGCGCCCGCGGACCGGAAGAGAAGACCAGACUGGGCCGAGGUCUGCGCCGGCGGUAAAGCGAGAUGGCACGAAUACUACGUGGAGGAGCGCAACCGACUGUUCUCCCUGUGGGGCGAGGUACACAUAACCGACGGCGUGUUCGACGAGGCGAAUCGCGGCAUGCAGGCGUACGCCUGCUACGUCGUGUGCGCCGGCAUGACGAGGCUCAUGGCGCCGGAGUAUUGGACCUCGAAGACCCUCGACACCAUCGUCGUGUGCGGCGAUCGUUACUACGCGCGCAGCAGGCACGAGGCCGAGCUUAGAUGCGUCAACGACGUCGCUGUACCGCCGGGAUCCACGCGCGCCAGGAUCGCGGUGACCCUCUCGCCCAAGUAUCUCACCGAUCGCUUCAAGAUCGGCGAGAUUCUGUUCGAGGCCCGGAUGCUGCCGGCCGUGCGUGGCAGAUUGUACGUCGAUUCGGACGAGUGCCUAUGGCGCACGCUCGAGCGGGUGUUCUCGAGCUACCACUUCGCCGUCCUGACGUGCGACAGCGUCUGCCUGGGGCUCUUCAAGUUCUGCGGCGCGUACUACGUGUGCGACGUCAACUCGUUUGGCCCGCCGCUCUUCCCGUACGGCCGCGGUGCCGCGUAUCUGCUGAGGGCCACGUUCUUCCGCAAAUUUGUGACGGUGCUGGUGCUGAUCGUCGGCUCGCCCGAGCGCAGCCGAUUCAGCCUGAAUCCCAUCGAGAUCCUGCGGAUUGUCGAGAUGGACGGCGCGCUCGAGUCCUGUGGCGCGAAGACGCGCGAGAGGAGACAUCGUUUCAAGAGAAUGCCGGGAAGAUUGCCUUGCACCCGACCAAUUGGCAAAGGGAAAGAGAAAUAAAGAAGUGAGAAACGUGACGAUCGAUAAUAAUCGAUGACUCGAUUGGAAGAUGUGCGAGAGACGAAAGAUUAACAGCGAGUUUUCUGAACGCCGUUUUAAAAAUAAAAUUUAUAGUUGAGCGUGAUUCAUAUCGGUGCAAUUAUUAUUCUGAUCGUCAGUUGACUCCCUUCGAGCUCUCUUGCAUCCGGAAAAGCGCCCCGAGCGGAAAGUUCUAAAUUUUACCGCGUUUCAAAAUUCCUAAACGAUCGACGAGCUUUAAUAUUUAUGCGUGGUGGAAUAUCGAAGCUCCGUAUAAACGUUUGUAUAAACAGAAUGUAUUUUCCACAACAGCGAAGCGAUUUCAAUAAGAAAAUAUUGUUGUAAAACCGGGUUGCACUUCAGCAAUAACAAUAGGCGAUAGUAGAGAAAGAGUGUCAUGGGAUUUAAAUUUCUCGCGAUCUAAAUGGACACCUCGCUGCGCACUUCUGCAUAUUGGGAGAAUUCCCAAUAAAGGUAUCGAAUUGAGGAAAAUCGAUUGCGUUCUCCUCCCUAUUUCUCUGUUUCUUUCUUUUUGAAUUAGAUUGAAAAAAAUCAAUUGCGAAAAAUUCAAGACUGAUAAAAUAAUACAAAUUCAAUAAAUUCUGUUCAAUUCAAUUUGAUCUAUACAUUGAUUAAAUUAUAACCGAAUAAUAAGUGAAAACGCGGUAAUGACAAAAUAACUAUUACAUAGUACGAACGAAAUUAUUUUUAUAAAUUAAUUUGAAUAACACAAUUUUAUCCUUAAUGUCGUUCAUAAAAUCAAAGUACAAAAUAAAAGGAGAUUCGCGGUAAUUCUGUUAACAUCGCGAAUAUUUGACCACGACACGUACAUGCAACACUAUACGCGUAUAUG